Messenger RNA from Knipowitschia caucasica, 735 nucleotides. NCBI's taxonomy places the organism in Eukaryota, Metazoa, Chordata, Actinopteri, Gobiiformes, Gobiidae. The record is from the annotation of a GenBank genome assembly.
AUGUACCAGAAAAUGCAGACUUCCGACGAUGAGAUGAAGAAAAAGAAUGACAUGAUCACUCGGCUCGAAGAGAAAACCAAUCAAAUCACUGCCACCAUGAAGCAACUGGAGCAAAGAUUACAGGAGGCCGAAAGACACCGGACCUCCGCCGAAGAGGGAACCAGGCGCUUCAAGCUGGACUUUGCCAACAAGGCCGACAGCAUGCAACGGCAGAUCGCACAGAGGGAGAAACAGCUGCAGCAGCUUGAGACGGACCUUAAGAUUGAGAGGGAGUGGAGACAGACGCUGCAAAAUGACCUUCACCGAGAGCGGGAUGCUGUGGCCCAGCUCGGCACAGAGGCCCUGCAGAUAAAUGGGUUAAAAAAAGAGUUUCAUCGUCUUCAGGAUGAGAACGUGCAGUUAAAGUCAAUCUGUGAAGACCAGGAGCAGGCGCUGGAGGAGCUCGGCUCCAAACUGAGCGAAUCCAAAUUGAAGAUUGAAGACAUCAAAGAGGCAAACAAAGCCCUCCAGGGCGGUCAGGUUUGGUUAAAAGACAAAGAAGCCACCCACUGUAAGCUGUGUGAGAAGGAGUUUUCAAUCUCUCGACGAAAGCAUCACUGUAGAAACUGUGGAGAGAUCUUCUGCAAUGGUUGCUCUGACAACGAGCUGCCGCUGCCGGCCUCGCCCAAACCGGUGCGAGUGUGUGACACGUGCCACGCCCUCUUGCUGCAGCGCUGCUCCUCCAACGCCACGUGA